Molecule: messenger RNA, 974 nt
Organism: Maylandia zebra (zebra mbuna)
Lineage: Eukaryota; Metazoa; Chordata; Actinopteri; Cichliformes; Cichlidae
Source: RefSeq, a predicted model, not a curated record
AUGACUACAGAGCUGCACUCUCCUACACACUAAGCUGUGUGUCUGGGUUCAAGACCUGACAGCUGGAGCUCACAUUACAGCAGCUGCUGUUGGCCAUGAGUCUGUCUCUCCUCCUGCUGCUUGCCGUCCUCGUGGAUGUGACCGAUACUAAAGCUGGUUCAGAUUUUAGGAUCUGUGCCUUCAACACACAACACUUUGGUGAAUCCAAGUCGAAGAAGAGUGACGUUAUGGUGACUCUUGCCAGGAUCAUCACACGCUGUGAUGUGUGUUUGCUCCAGGAAGUGAGAGACAGUAGAGGAAAAGCUUUACCACUGCUGCUCGACUCCCUAAAACGGUUUGACACCAAGUAUAAAUAUGAGACUGUGGCCAGCGAGAGACUGGGCAGGUCUGAGACAUACCAGGAGCAGUACGUGUUUGUGUACAGGAAGGAGACGGUGAGGGUCACGGACCAGUAUCAGUACCCUGAUAAUAAACCAGGAGACGUCGACGCUUUCUCCAGAGAGCCAUUUGUUGUCCGCUUCAGAGCGGACCGCACAGCUAUAAAGGAGUUUGUUCUCAUACCUCAGCACACCACACCCUCCAACACCACCAAGGAGCUCGAUGCCCUCUAUGAUGUUCUACAGCAUGUGAGAAACAUGUGGAAAACUGAGAAUGUGAUGCUUCUUGGAGACUUUAAUGCGGGCUGUGGCUACCUCGCUAAGAAGAACAGGAAGAAUGUGCGCCUAAUCACAGACACGAAUCUUAUUUGGCUCAUCCCAGACGACGCUGACACCACCGUGCGAUCGACCACAUCCUGCCCCUACGACAGGAUUGUUGUGAAUGGGGAAACCUUUCACAGAGCCAUCGUGCCUGCUUCAGCCAAACCGUUUAACUUUCAAGAGGAAUACGGACUGACGGAGGAGCAGGCGCUGGAUGUCAGCGACCAUUACCCGGUAGAGGUCCUGCUAAAGGUCAAGGAUUCCAGAGCCUUUCUU